This is a messenger RNA of Symbiodinium sp. CCMP2456, 2121 nucleotides long. The record is from the annotation of a GenBank genome assembly. NCBI's taxonomy places the organism in Eukaryota, Dinophyceae, Suessiales, Symbiodiniaceae.
AUGGACAGAAGGCCCGAUGUGCGCACUCAGUUAAAGGAGAUCAAGGAUCUCUUGAAGGCAUGGCUUGCCUUGAGAGCAUCAAGCUGGGUGUACACGAGUGCCGACCAGGAGCAGCAGGAUUCCAUGGAGUGGGACCUCCAGUGUAGCGAGAUUUGUAUAUAUAAGGCCGUGGCACGGCUGAGAAAGCACUAUGGCUUUGUUGCCACAUUUGACGUCACAGUCACCGGCGGUACCCUCGAAGAAUGGCACCUCUACCUGCUGGCCUUCAAAGGGACUGAGACUGUGACGGACAUGAUGGCCAACCUAGGGGCGGAGCCAUGCAAGGAGACCUUUGCUGAUUUGGGGAUGCAGGUGCAUUCAGGCUGGCGUGCGCGUUUGUCUGAUACGGACUUGCAGCAAAAGCUUGUCGAAGCUCUGCAGUCCUUGGACCCAUCGGAUUCCAAGGAUGUUCUCGUCGCUGGCCACUCCCUCGGAGGUGCCUUAGCUCAGAUAUGCAUGCUAUGGCUCUGGAAGAAGUUUGUCAACGUCAAUGGCGGCGAGGCCACCUACCGUGAUGUCGUCAAGAACGCUCGCUGCUUCACAUUUGGGAGCCCCGCGCCCUUCGCAAACCUGCAACUGUCGGUAGAUGCUCAUUGCCGAGAUGCUCUCCGGCAGAAGGCCCAGAAGUGGCUGGCCGAAGCCUGCACGAACAUAGCACAUGUGAAGGACCCGGUGGUGAGACUUCCAUUCAACGUUGAGGCGCUUCGCCAACUCGCUCCCCAAAGCAUCUCACUUGGAAGUGGGCUUCUCAAUUUUGCUGGCAUCACACCGCGGCUGCCUAAAGAAUUGAAGAGCUACCGGCCUCUGUGCUCAAUGAUCGUGUUAUUCUGGCCACAGCCGUCGGAGGAUUGGACUACGUUGCACCCAGUUGACGACGCUGAGCGCUACUAUUCUUGGUUGUUUGGUGAGCCACCAGACGGGCUUGAUCUUCAAGUGCACAACAUCGAGACGUAUGGCCUCCUUUUUCACGGAAAGCCAAGAGAGGAUUUGGCAAACAAGUCGGAGUCGAUGUUGCGGCACUAUGUCGUCAGCUUGCAGGCAGUAGAUCCGAAACUUGAGAGACGCCUGAGUCGCCUCGCCAGAACCUUGCAGAGAUUUACGCCCUCAGCUAGAGAAGACCUGAUGGCACCAUACAGUCACAUGUUUCGGUUGGUAAGCCAAAUUCAGGCUGGCCUAGCUGAGAUGCAAGAGGACGGCCAGACAUUGAGGCAUCUGGGCCAUGAAUGGCAGCACAAUCGCAAAAGGCUCAAGUCCCUCAUGGAGCAGUUAGAUCGAAAUCUUCGUUCAGCAGAUGCCUCGGUAAAGUUGCUGAGCAACGGAACGGAUGCGGCUGCACUCGAAACCACCCGCGAAUUGAGCAGAACGUUCGGAGACAUUAGCAACAUUGCGGAGGAGGUGCUAUCGACACUUGAUGCGUGCCAGGAGCAGGCGAAAGAUUCCUUGCAACACGUCGACAGCAUCUUCACUAAGCUUCAGCCCGCCAUUCAGCAGGCCGCGGAGUUGAAAACCGCGGCUACAGCAACGGGAAGCAUCCUUGAAUUCUUCCGCCGUUACCUUGCAAGUCGCCCCGGAGUACGUCUUGUCACAGAGCUUGGCGUGACUUUUGCCUUGAGGGCUGCGACCGGAUCUGGCGGGCUUGCGUGCGCGCUUGCUUACGCGGCUCUCCUGGCCAUGUGGCCGUAUGACGAUGAACUCCUGGUCCAUCUGUUCGAGAUUUCCAGGGGGCUUGGCGGUUAUGCUGAAUGCGUGACCCCAGAGCUUGAGCGCAUGGACGCAUUCCUGCGCACAUUUCGCGAGAAGCUGGUCGACACUCAGACUGGUCAGGAGGAGAUGCAAGAAUGUAUAAAGAACUUGAAGGAGGAGAUGAAGGUGUUGGCUAAGAACCUGCAAGUCUUGGAUCAAGAAGUUGGUUCGGACGAGCGCAGGAUGGUGAUCGCCGAAAUCACAAAUGCAGCCCAACUGAUGCUUGAAAAGCAUGAGGAAGCAUGCCAGCUGGAAGAAGAGAAGCCAGCCUUGGCUGUUGAGCCCCAGCUCGCAGUGAUGAGCGCCAUCCCGCGUGCUUUAACUGCAUAUGAUCGCUGA